UGACACCUUAGAGAGACAGAGAGAGAGAGACCAAGUGUCUGAAAAGGGCAAAUCCUUUUUCACUUUUGCUCUGUUUUGGUGGAAAAAGCCAAGAGAAAAAGAGAGAAAUGGAUGGUAGAGAAGAGGUAAAGGUAUUCAAACCCAGUUUCCCUUUGAGCUUUUGGGAACUCUCAGUGGCUUCAACGGUGGUCAUGGCAUUUAUUUUGGGGCUUUCUGGCGUCUAUUUUACCAUGCCUGCAUCUGAUUAUAGCUUCCUUAAAUUACCCAGGAGCCUCCAAGAUCUUCAAAUUCUCAGGGAUCACCUUGAAACCUACACCAGUGACUACACCGUACAAGUCUUGGUGGGGUAUUGUGUAGUCUAUAUUUUCAUGCAAACUUUCAUGAUUCCGGGGACCGUUUUCAUGUCAUUGCUUGCCGGAGCCCUGUUUGGAGUCUUCAAAGGCGUAGCUCUUGUUGUGUUCACCGCCACCGCCGGUGCUUCUUCUUGCUAUUUCCUGUCAAAAGUAAUAGGCCGGCCCCUUGUGUUUUCCCUUUGGCCCGACAAGCUGAGCUUCUUCCAAGACCAGGUAGCUCAAAGAAGGGAGCGUCUGUUGAACUAUAUGCUUUUCCUAAGGCUUACACCAACUUUGCCAAAUACAUUCAUUAAUGUAGCUUCUCCUAUUGUGGACGUGCCUUACCAUAUUUUCUUCCUGGCGACGAUUAUUGGACUCAUCCCUGCUGCUUACAUAACUGUCAGGGCUGGAAUAGCUCUUGGCGAAUUACAAUCAGUCGGGGACCUUUAUGAUUUCAACUCAAUCGCCACUCUUUUCCUUAUUGGGGUUGUCUCGGUCACGCCUACACUUAUGAGCAAGAGCAAAUCAUAACGUUUAACCUGCAGAGCUUGCUUGUACACCAAACACCGAUCUGUUGGUAACCAUUACCGUUGCCCUACAUUACCGUCCAGACCGGCAUCUAAUGAAAUGCAAUGUGCCACUGCAUUCUCUCCAGUUACUGGAGCCUGCUGAUAAUGAAGAUAUCAGUCAUCAAGUUCUUAGGUGUGAAUUGUGUUUACUUUAGCCAUUGUUAGGUACAUGAAAAGUUUGGGGGAAAGGUAUUAUCUGUUUCGAUUUCGAUUUGAUUGUUCACAAUAGUGUUUAGAAUCUGUAUAUCCAUGGAAAGUUAUUCUUCUCAG
This is a messenger RNA of Hibiscus syriacus, 1171 nucleotides long. RefSeq lists its product as uncharacterized. Bases 108 to 863 code for a protein of 251 amino acids. NCBI's taxonomy places the organism in Eukaryota, Viridiplantae, Streptophyta, Magnoliopsida, Malvales, Malvaceae. The transcript is spliced from 4 exons. The record is from RefSeq and is a predicted model, not a curated record.